AUGGGGAAGACACCAGGCUGCGAGAGGAGGAGCUUUCACAGGUAUGACCUCCAUCUACUGAGUGGUUUGCGAGUCAUUCAGACAAUCUGCCAGAGGACAACAGACAUCAUGAAUAUGAUUGUCUUCUUUCUUCUGGCCGUGCAAAUGCACAGUGUGGUGUCAGUGAAUCACUCUCUGCGGCAUAUCCAACUGGUGUACUAUCGAGAUUCACAGCUCAAGCAGUAUGUUGACGAUGGUACUCUGGAUGGCCAAGACAUUUUCUUCUACAGGAGCAAGAACAGACAAGUAGAACCGGUUCAGGACUGGAUGAGAAAAAUCACAGCAGAAGAUCCUCAGUACUGGCAGAGAGAGACCAAGAAGGCUGUUGUUCGUGAGCAGUUCCUCACAAACAGAUUUGAAACUUAUUUGAAGGAUUUGAAUCAAACUGAAGGUGAUCAAGUUGCUGUGUGGUUUUCUGGAUGUAAAUGGAAUGAUGAGACUGAUGAGGUCACAGGUUGGUAUAUGGAAGACAUGGAAUUUACUGAAGACGAAAACCCAAUGAAGAGAUGGACCGCAGCAAAAGAUCAAGGGGAUCACAUCAAACUGAUCUGGGACGAUGACAAAGCUCCCCCAGACACCUUCAUGUUCGACAGUGAGGAGUGUCCUUCUUACUUGAAGAUGCUUGUGAGCAUCUUAACGAGAACAGAGCUUCCAAAGGUGUCCCUACUCCAGGAGACACCAUCUUCUCCGGCCAGCUGCAACGCAACAGGUUUCUACCCCGACAAAGCCGUCAUGUUUUGGAGGAAAGACGGCGAGAGGCUGCACGAGGGCGUGGACCACGGAGAAAUGCUCCAAGACGGAACCUUCCAGAUGUCUGUGGACCUGAACGUGACGGCCGACAUGGAGGGCAAGUACGAAUGUGUGUUUCAGCUGACUGGCGUCAAGGAGGACAUCGUCACCGAGCUGGAGAGCAGAAGCAUCCUGAGCAACGCGAGCGGUGAAGACCUCAAUACAACCAUCUCUGGUAAUAACAGCCAAGCGACGUCAUGGCCUACCACCAUCACUAUCAGACCAACAACCAGCGGUACUUCCAAUGACAACCAAACUACUACCUGGCCGAACACAACCAUUGAAGGAACCACCCGACCCAGUCUCAACAACUCGGAUGCCACCCCGCCAACUCCUGGUCACAUGAAGUCCACAGAUCAUCUGGAAGACCUCAAUACAACCAUCUCUGGUAAUAACAGCCAAGCAACCUCACGGCCGACCACCAUCACUAUCAGACCAACAACCAACGGUACUUCCAAUGACAACCAAACUACUACCUGGCCGAACACAACCAUUGAAGCAACCACCCGACCCAGUCUCAACAACUCGGACGCCACCCCGCCAACUCCUGGUCACAACCUCAAUACAACCAUCUCUGGUAAUAACAGCCAAGCGACGUCAUGGCCUACCACCAUCACUAUCAGACCAACAACCAGCGGUACUUCCAAUGACAACCAAACUACUACCUGGCCGAACACAACCAUUGAAGCAACCACCCGACCCAGUCUCAACAACUCGGAUGCCACCCCGCCAACUCCUGGUCACAUGAAGUCCACAGAUCAUCUGGAAGACCUUAAUACAACCAUCUCUGGUAAUAACAGCCAAGCGACGUCAUGGCCUACCACCAUCACUAUCAGACCAACAACCAGCGGUACUUCCAAUGACAACCAAACUACUACCUGGCCGAACACAACCAUUGAAGCAACCACCCGACCCAGUCUCAACAACUCGGACGCCACCCCGCCAACUCCUGGUCACAACCUCAAUACAACCAUCUCUGGUAAUAACAGCCAAGCAACGUCAUGGCCUACCACCAUCACUAUCAGACCAACAACCCGCGGUACUUCCAAUGACAACCAAACUACUACCUGGCCGAACACAACCAUUGAAGCAACCACCCGACCCAGUCUCAACAACUCGGAUGCCACCCCGCCAACUCCUGGUCACAUGAAGUCCACAGAUCAUCUGGAAGACCUCAAUUCAACCAUCUCUGGUAAUAACAGCCAAGCGACGUCACGGCCUACCACCAUCACUAUCAGACCAACAACCAACGGUACUUCCAAUGACAACCAAACUACUACCUGGCCGAACACAACCAUUGAAGCAACCACCCGACCCAGUCUCAACAACUCGGACGCCACCCCGCCAACUCCUGGUCACAACCUCAAUACAAUCAUCUCUGGUGAAAACAGCCAAGCAACCUCACGGCCUACCACCAUCACUAUCAGACCAACAACCAGCGCAACCACCCGACCCAGUCUCAACAACUUCGAACCCACCCCGCGAACUCCUGGUCACAUCAAGUACACAGAUUAUCUGGAAGAAAACUUGAGCGUCAAGGUCGCUGUUGUCACGGUGGGGGUCGUUGCUGGGGCUGUCCUUCUGUCGGCCAUCAUCUUUGGGAUUGUCAAGCGUUACAGACACACUCACGGUUUUUACUGGGUCAACAGGCCCACUGAAUCAUGGGUCACAGUGGCCAUGCGGCAUCUGAGCCUUACUCGGUCUGAGUCUGAUUCUGAGUCUGAGUCUGAGUCUGAGUGAGACACAGCAGCUGGCACACAGAACACAAAGAUGUCUCCAUCGCUGAGGGACAUCAUUUCACAUGGAGAUGAGAUGAAGAUGUUCUUUGUUCCUUAUGAUACAUAUACCUUUUACUCAUAUUUUACUGUUACAUCAUGCAAUGUCUUUUCUGGGUACUUACAAAAUGGAGAUGAGAUGGAGAUGAGAUGGAGAUGAGAUGGAUGAGAUGGAUGAGAUGGAGAUGAAAUGGAGAUGAGAUGGAGAUGAGAUGGAAAUGAGUUGGAGAUGUUCUUUGUUCCUUAUGAUACAUAUACCUUAUACUCAUAUUUUACUGUUACAUCAUGCAAUGUCUUUUCUGGGUACUUAAAAAAUGGAGAUGAGAUGGAGAUGACAUGGAGAUGAGAUGGAUGAGAUGGAGAUGAAAUGGAGAUGAGAUGGAGAUGAGGUGGAGAUGAGAUGGAGAUGAGAUGGAGAUGAGAUAGAAAUGAGUUGGAGAUGUUCUUUGUUCUUCAUGAUACAUAUACCUUAUACUCAUAUUUUACUGUUACAUCAUGCAAUGUCUUUUCUGGGUACUUAAAAAAUGGAGAUGAGAUGGAGAUGAGAUGGAGAUGAGAUGGAGAUGAGAUGGAGAUGAGAUGGAGAUGAGAUGGAUGAGAUGGAGAUGAAAUGGAGAUGAGAUGGUGAUGAGGUGGAGAUGAGAUGGAGAUGAGAUGGAGAUGAGAUGGAGAUGAGAUGGAGAUGAGAUGGAGAUGAGAUGGAGAUGUUCUUUGUUCUUCAUGAGACAUAUACCUUGUACUCAUAAUUUACUGUUACAUCAUGCAAUGUCUUUUCUGGGUACUUAAAAAAUGGAGAUGAGAUGGAGAUGAGAUGGAGAUGAGAUGGAUGAGAUGGAGAUGAAAUGGAGAUGAGAUGGUGAUGAGGUGGAGAUGAGAUGGAGAUGAGAUGGAGAUGUUCUUUGUUCUUCAUGAUACAUAUACCUUAUACUCAUAUUUUACUGUUACAUCAUGCAAUGUCUUUUCUGGGUACUUACAAAAUGGAGAUGAGAUGGAGAUGAGAUGGAUGAGAUGGAUGAGAUGGAGAUGAAAUGGAGAUGAGAUGGAGAUGUUCUUUGUUCUUCAUGAUACAUAUACCUUAUACUCAUAUUUUACUGUUACAUCAUGCAAUGUCUUUUCUGGGUACUUAAAAAAUGGAGAUGAGAUGGAGAUGAGAUGGAGAUGAGAUGGAGAUGAGAUGGAGAUGAAAUGGAGAUGAGAUGGUGAUGAGGUGGAGAUGAGAUGGAGAUGAGAUGGAGAUGAGAUGGAGAUGUUCUUUGUUCCUUAUGAUACAUAUACCUUUUACUCAUAUUUUACUGUUACAUCAUGCAAUGUCUUUUCUGGGUACUUACAAAAUGGAGAUGAGAUGGGGAUGAGAUGGAGAUGAGAUGGAUGAGAUGGAUGAGAUGGAGAUGAAAUGGAGAUUAGAUGGAGAUGAGAUGGAAAUAGUUGGAGAUGUUCUUUGUUCCUUAUGAUACAUAUACCUUAUACUCAUAUUUUACUGUUACAUCAUGCAAUGUCUUUUCUGGGUACUUAAAAAAUGGAGAUGAGAUGGAGAUGACAUGGAGAUGAGAUGGAUGAGAUGGAGAUGAAAUGGAGAUGAGAUGGAGAUGAGGUGGAGAUGAGAUGGAGAUGAGAUGGAGAUGAGAUGGAGAUGAGAUGGAAAUGAGUUGGAGAUGUUCUUUGUUCUUCAUGAUACAUAUACCUUAUACUCAUAUUUUACUGUUACAUCAUGCAAUGUCUUUUCUGGGUACUUAAAAAAUGGAGAUGAGAUGGAGAUGAGAUGGAGAUGAGAUGGAGAUGAGAUGAAGAUGAGAUGGAUGAGAUGGAGAUGAAAUGGAGAUGAGAUGGUGAUGAGGUGGAGAUGAGAUGGAGAUGAGAUGGAGAUGAGAUGGAGAUGAGAUGGAGAUGAGAUGGAGAUGAGAUGGAGAUGUUCUUUGUUCUUCAUGAUACAUAUACCUUAUACUCAUAUUUUACUGUUACAUCAUGCAAUGUCUUUUCUGGGUACUUAAAAAAUGGAGAUGAGAUGGAGAUGAGAUGGAUGAGAUGGAGAUGAAAUGGAGAUGAGAUGGAGAUGAGGUGGAGAUGAGAUGGAGAUUAGAUGGAGAUGAGAUGGAAAUGAGUUGGAGAUGUUCUUUGUUCUUCAUGAUACAUAUACCUUAUACUCAUAUUUUACUGUUACAUCAUGCAAUGUCUUUUCUGGGUACUUAAAAAAUGGAGAUGAGAUGAGAUGAGAUGGAGAUGAGAUGGAUGAGAUGGAGAUGAAAUGGAGAUGAGAUGGUGAUGAGGUGGAGAUGAGAUGAAGAUGAGAUGGAGAUGUUCUUUGUUCUUCAUGAUACAUAUACCUUAUACUCAUAUUUUACUGUUACAUCAUGCAAUGUCUUUUCUGGGUACUUAAAAAAUGGAGAUGAGAUGGAGAUGAGAUGGAUGAGAUGGAGAUUAAAUGGAGAUGAGAUGGAGAUGAGGUGGAGAUGAGAUGGAGAUGAGGUGGAGAUGAGAUGGAGAUGAGAUGGAGAUGAGAUGGAAAUGAGAUGGAAAUGAGUUGGAGAUGUUCUUUGUUCUUCAUGAUACAUAUACCUUAUACUCAUAUUUUACUGUUACAUCAUGCAAUAUCUUUUCUGGGUACUUAAAAAAUGGAGAUGAGAUGAGAUGAGAUGGAGAUGAGAUGGAGAUGAGAUGGAGAUUAGGGACGGCGUGGCGCAGUGGAAGAGUGGCCGUGCGCAACCCGGGGGUCCCUGGUUCAAUCCCCACCUAGUGCCAACCUCGUCAUGUCCGUUGUGUCCUGAGCAAGACACUUCACCCUUGCUCCUGAUGGGUGCUGGUUAGCGCCUUGCAUGGCAGCUCCCUCCAUCAGUGUGUGAAUGUGUGUGUAAAUGGGUAAAUGUGGAAGUAGUGUCAAAGCGCUUUGAGUACCUUGAAGGUAGAAAAGCGCUAUACAAGUACAACCCAUUUAUCAUUUAUUAUUAGAUGGAGAUGUUCUUUGUUCCUUAUGAUACAUAUACCUUAUACUCAUAUUUUACUGUUACAUCAUGCAAAGUCUUUUCUGGGUACUUAAAAAAUGGAGAUGAGAUGAGAUGAGAUGAGAUGGAGAUGAGAUGGAGAUGUUAUUUGUUCUUUAUGAUACGUAUACAUUAUAUUCAUAUUUUACUGUUAAAUCAUGCAAUGUCUUUUCUGGGUACUUAAAAAAUGGAGAUGAAAUGAGAUGAGAUGGAGAUGAGAUGGAGAUGAGAUGGAGAUGAGAUGGAGAUGUUCUUUGUUCUUCAUGAUACAUAUACCUUAUACUCAUAUUUUACUGUUACAUCAUGCAAUGUCUUUUCUGGGUACUUAAAAACUGAAGAUGAGAUGAGAUGGAGAUGAGAUGGAGAUGAGAUGGAGAUGAGAUGGAGAUGAGAUGGAGAUGUUCUUUGUUCUUCAUUAUACAUAUACCUUAUACUCAUAUUUUACUUUUACAUCAUGCAAUGUCUUUUCUGGGUACUUAAAAAAUGGAGAUGAGAUGAGAUGGAGAUGAGAUGGAGAUGAGAUGGAGAUGAGAUGGAGACAAGAUGGAGAUGAGAUGGACAUGUUCUUUGUUCUUCAUGAUACAUAUACCUUAUACUCAUAUUUUACUGUUACAUCAUGCAAUGUCUUUUCUGGGUACUUAAAAACUGAAAAUGAGAUGAGAUGGAGAUGAGAUGGAGAUGAGAUGGAGAUGAGAUGGAGAUGAGAUGGAGAUGUUCUUUGUUCAUGAUACAUAUACCUUAUAUUCAUAUUUUACUGUUACAUCAUGCAAUGUCUUUUCUGGGUACUUAAAAAAUGAAGAUGAGAUGAAAUGGAGAUGAGAUGGAGAUGAGAUGGAGAUGAGAUGGAGAUGUUCUUUCUUCCUUAUGAUACAUUUACCUUAUACUCAUAUUUUACUUUUACAUCAUGCAAUGUCUUUUCUGGGUACUUAAAAAAUGGAGAUGAGAUGAGAUGGAGAUGAGAUGGAGAUGUUCUUUGUUCUUCAUGAUGCAUAUACCUUAUACUCAUAUUUUACUGUUACAUCAUGCAAUGUCUUUUCUGGGUACUUAAAAAUGGAGAUGAAAUGAGAUGAGAUGGAGAUGAGAAUGGAGAUGAGAUGGAGAUGAGAUGGAUAUGUUCUUUUUUCUGCAUGAUACAUAUACCUUAUACUCAUAUUUUACUGUUACAUCAUGCAAUGUCUUUUCUGGUUACUUAAAAAAUGAAGAUGAGAUGAGAUGGAGAUGAGAUGGUGAUGAAAUGGAGAUGUUCUUUGUUCUUCAUGAUACAUAUACCUUAUACUCAUAUUUUACUGUUACAUCAUGCAAUGUCUUUUCUCGGUACUUAAAAAACCCGUUAUGAUCAUUUCAAAGUUUUGUCGUUUCAGAUUGAUUUAGGUCCUAAUGUGCGUGUUGCUUUAAAUGCAAACUAAUAGUAGUGGAAUCGCCGCUAUUUAUUGAUGACAAUCACAUAGUGCCACAUUUCUUUCAAUAAAUUAAUUUGUUCAUUCCGGCUCCAGAAGGAGGAAGAGUCAGAAAGUGAUGUUGAGAGAAAAAUACAAGAAGAGAACAAGAUAAAGAUUUAAGUUUUCGCAGCACAAACUGAAAGCCAACUAAGAUGAAAACUGUGAAAUAAAAGUAAAACAUAGUAUAUUUUUAACAGAUAUUACUUUAAAUUAAUUACAAUAUUGAUACGCCAAAACAUGGAUUUGUCAAAAUUGAAGUCGAAUGUUCUAUUGGCAAACACACAUUCAAAGCAGUACCAUUGCAGUGUGACCACAGUGUUGUCACUUGAUUGGUAGUUAAGUCAUUUCAUGGUUUUACCUUCGACCAGUAACCUUUAACAGUUAACGUUUUUUACCCGAGUGUUAAAAAGUGACAUGUCUGCAUUACUCAAGUGUCAUUUAUCGUCACAUUUAAGAUGUUUUAUUUUUAGACUGGUAAGCUUUCUUAAAGAGAACUGCACUUUUUUUUCACAACCCUUAUGAAAGACAUGACAAUGAAUGGAUUUAAAAAAAAAAAAAAAGCAUUCUAUCUCUUAAAUAAACGUGAAUAAAAGUCUACUUACAGUGGAGCCUAUGGGGCGUCCUCUAUUCCUCCCAUAAAACCCAAUUAGUAGCGAUCCAAAAACUGCCAACAAUACUCCAUUUACAUUUCCAUCCAUCCAUGUCCUACCGCUUGUCCCUUUCGGGGUAGCGGGAGUGCUGGAAGAUAUCCCAGCUACAUUCAGGCGGAAGGCGGGGUACACCCUGGACAAGUUGCCAUCUCAUCGCAGGGCCAACACAGAUAGACAACAUUCACAUUCACAUUCACACACUAGGGACCAUUUAGUGUUGCUAAUCAACCUAUCCCCAGGUGCAUGUCUUUGGAGGCUACAUUUCGUGACUUGAAAAUUAACCAAAUAUUAAUGACAUCUGUAUUAUAACGCAGACAAUCUAUUGAUCACAAGAUUGUGUGUAAUGUUGACAUGAUUGACUGAUCAGCUGCUUCCUCGUUUCCUUGCUCGUCAAACUUUAUUGUAUAUCAUAAAUCAUGCCUCUCACCUGGACAAAAUAAGGCUGAGGGUGUAUUCCGACAAGAUGGUACACUAUUUUAGACCCGGAAAUGGCAAGUACGACACAAAAAGACGCUUGGUUUCCCCCACCUUUGCUUUGCGAAGACUAUGAGUCAUUCUUCAUCUAACUGGGAAUAUAUGAACAUCUAGUAGCCGGCAUCCUUAUGACAGCAGACCUUGCCCAGUAAAUGAUGUUUUAUCAUGUCUGUUGGCUCUGAUGAAGUCUGUAGUGAGUAAUAAUCAGUAAUGUAAUUAAAAAAAAAAAAAAAGCGAACGUCGUAAUGCGUUUUUUUUUUAUUAAUGCGCCGCAUAUCAUUAAAAUGAUCAAAAUACGUAAAUAUUAAAUAUUAUAAAUGUGCCCGUUACUACAUUACAUAUACUGUAUACUUACAUCAUGUAUACACAACUUUAAUGGAGGUGUUUGGAUGUUUUUUUUAAGGAUUUUAUAGGCAGAAUACAGCGGCUUGCAUAGCCUCCAUUGUAAGCGGACUUUUGAUCGCAUGUAUUUCAUAUUUAGCAUGCAUAAAAAUACAUCUGUCAUCAUGUCUUUCAUGAUUGCGAAUGAUAGGCAAAAUUCGGGAAAAAAAGUGCCGUUUCCCUUAAAACUUGUAUGAAUAAUCUUGAAAUUACAUGUUUUAAUGUCUGUACCAUUAUUAAAGAUUUUUUGAUUGCAA
Molecule: messenger RNA, 8779 nt
Organism: Nerophis lumbriciformis (worm pipefish)
Lineage: Eukaryota; Metazoa; Chordata; Actinopteri; Syngnathiformes; Syngnathidae
Biological process (GO): immune response
Cellular component (GO): external side of plasma membrane
Source: RefSeq, a predicted model, not a curated record